GACACAUAAAAGUCAUAAAACGAUAACAACGAAAUCUCAAAUCUCCAAAGUGCUCAUUUGCUGCUCAUAAUAGUUUAGUUUUCAAGUUUUUUGUAUAUAUAUUUAUUUAUCUCGUAAAUUGUUCUAUCUAGUCACUGAUAAUUAAUUAAUAAGCUCUUUUAAUAAUUCAAAACCUUAUUUAUAACCAUUCUAAAUUCAUCAUUUAUGAAUAUUCUGGAACUUUUAUAUUCAAAAUCAAACAAGUUCUGUCAUGUCGAAAUUAGUUUCCUCCGAGACCGAGGUUACCUCUGAUGAAGAUGAAGCUGCCUCUAAAAUUGCUGGUGAUGAUGAGAUCCCCAGUAUUGAAGAAAAUUCUCAAUCUCAGCCAUUAUAUGUGGUAUCGAAACCAUCUGUAUCAACUCCUGUUAGUAUAUUGAUUGAAUCUUUAAUUCAAAAUAUUUGUACAAUCUAUGAGAGUGACCAAAAAAAGCAAUCUGUAAUGUAUAAAGUGAUUUGUGAUAAAUUACAUAGUAUGAAUCUUCUUGGAGAAAGUUAUAACAUGAUGGAAUUUGAAGGUAUCAGGAGUCAAUAUCAAAGAGCAUUUUUACAUCUUUUGGCUUCAGUUAAAAGUGGUGAUAAAUCUAUACCAGUUAGUCCAAUUUGGCCUAAAUUUGCCAUCCACUCACAUUAUCAUAGAGAGUUUGAUGAAGUGGAUUACAUUGCAGGUGGAGGAUUUGGACAAGUUUACAGAGUUAAACACAAGCUGGAUGGAACAGAAUAUGCUGUGAAAAAAAUACCAAUAAGAUCUGAUGGGAUCCAAUCAGUUAGGAGCUAUUUAUCUGAAGUGAAAACAUUUGCAAGUUUGAAUCAUCCUAAUAUUGUUCAGUAUAAAGGUGCUUGGCUUGAAAUUGGUGCUCCAUCUAACAAUGAACCAAUGAUUGAUGAAAGUUCAGAAAUGCAUGAAACAACCCAUUCACAGCAUCAAAUGCAUAACACAGAAUACAUAUAUCAUAAAAAAACCCAUUCAUUCACAGAAGAAAGGAAUGGUGACACCACUGAUUUCCAGAUUGAUUUUGAGCAUAGUGUUAGUGGAGCCAGUUCUGUCAAAUCAAAGACAAAAUCACAUUCUCAAAAUAGGAUAAAAAGGAAGAGUCUUUCUGAAGGUGAAGAAGAUAAAGCCUUAUGUAACUUGGACAUCAAAGAAAUUGAAAGAAUAAGAGCCACUAAUAGGGCAAAAAUCAAGUGGGCAACACUUUAUAUCCAGAUGGCUUUGUGCCAUUCUACUUUGAAGCAAUGGCUGGAGAAAAGAAAUGCUGUUAAUAAUCCAGAAAAGGCAAUUGUCCAUGUGAAUGAUCAAGUUAUCAGGACAGGUACAAUUAUUCAAAUCCUCACACAGUUGCUCAAGGGUUUGGAAUAUAUUCAUUCGAAAGGAAUAGUCCAUCAUGACAUUAAACCUAGUAACAUUUUUAUCCAAAUUGAGAACAAUAGUAUUUUGAUUCAGUUGGGAGAUUUUGGACUGGCUUGUCCUUUGCAAAGUGUUAAACAUAGUUUAGCAUUUGGUACUAAACUUUAUUCUGCCCCUGAACAACUUGCUGGAAAAUGUAACCCAAAGAGCGACAUGUACUCAUUGGGAAUCGUUCUCUUUGAAUUGGUAGAGAACUUCAGAACUGAUAUGGAACGGGUUCAUUACUUGACUGAUUUACGUAAAGGUCAAAUACCUCGAGAUAUCCUGCUGAAGUAUCCUGAUAUUUCUCAAAUGAUUGAAAGAUUGAUGAUCAAGAAUCCUGAUGAGAGGCCCGAUACAACGACUAUGCUGAACAAUUUGAAAUCUACAGAAAGUGAAGAAAUAGAACAGUUAAGGUUACAGCUUGUCGAGAAAGAUGAGGAGAUUGUGCAUUUAAAAGAGCUACUUAAAUCUCAUGGUAUAAAGAGUGUGUAGGUUUGAUAUUGUACCUAUUAUUCCAGUAAGUAUUGCAUGGAACAAACCGAAUGGUAUUUUGUAUUUUCAGAUCUGCAGUUGUUUUUACAUGCGAUAAUGAUUGAUUAAUAGAUAGAUAAUUGAAGAUCUGGCAUAUGUUAUCAGUCUACCAAAACAUUGACAUUUAUUUGAGCUGAUUAUUUUAUAAUACGGAUGUCAAAGUUUUGGGUUGAUACAAAUGUUAUUCUUUAAUUGCUCAAUUUCCUCAUGUGUUCAGUUUGAUAUUUGUUGAUGAUUGUAGCCAUUUUAUUGAGAUUCCAACAUGAAAAUUGCCAGUUCUAAACAUCUCUAUAGUUAUUGAGUCAACUUCAGGCUGAUCCAUAUAUCACAAUUGAUGAAAUUUGUGUUCGAUCCCAAUAUUUUGAAUUAC
This is a messenger RNA of Phaedon cochleariae (mustard beetle), 2327 nucleotides long. Lineage: Eukaryota; Metazoa; Arthropoda; Insecta; Coleoptera; Chrysomelidae. The record is from the annotation of a GenBank genome assembly.